CGCGCUGGCUUCAUCGGUAUGGGUCGUCUGGGAUUGUGUACCGCCCUCAAGUUUGAGCAAGCGGGUUGGGAUGUCUGUGGGUCUGACGUCUUUCCGUCGUACGUUGAAAGUAUCAACGACAAGAGUCUUCGAAGCAAAGAGCCCGGAGUCGAAGAGGCUUUGCGAAAGAGCACGCGUUUGCGAGCGACUCUGAAUCUCCUUGAUGUCCUAGAGCAUGCCGAUAUCGUUUUCAUUCUCGUCGCGACUCCAACCAGCGCGGGCGAAGAGGCCUACGACACGACAACUCUGAGCAGGGUCUUGAGUGAUAUCGCUAAAUUAAGGCCGACAAACAAACACAUCGUGAUUUGCUGCACAGUGUUGCCUGGUUACAUCUCGAACAUCGGUAGUUACCUUAUCGAAAGUUGCACUGGAUGUAGUUUGAGUUACAAUCCAGAGUUCAUCGCCCAGGGUGAGAUCAUGAAGGGCCUCAGUGAACCCGACGUGGUGCUCAUAGGGGAAGGAAGCGAAGAAGCCGGUGAUAUUCUACAGUUUUUAUACGAGACCGCGACGUCCAAUGAGCCUCGGAUCUGUCGCAUGUCUCCGCAAAGCGCUGAGAUAAUGAAACUAAGCGUAAACUGCUUUGUUACCACGAAGAUCAGCUUCGCCAAUAUGAUUGGUGACAUUGCUGACGCGACGCCUGGUGCAGACAAAUUCGACAUCCUUAGAGCCGUUGGUCAGGAUACACGUGUCGGCCACCGGUGCAUCCUUCCAGGUUACGGCUUCGGAGGUCCUUGCUUUCCACGUGAUAAUAGAGCACUCGGAAUGUACGCACGCAAGGUUGGAAUCACUCCUUCAAUUUGCGACGCGACGGAUGAAUACAACCGACUUCACGCGGACGCCAUGGUAAAGGCUCUUUUGGAACAAAAACUAGAGCAUUAUACCAUCAGUGAUGUUGCUUACAAGCCACAGUGUCCGGUGGAUAUUAUUGAAGAGUCGCAACCACUCGAAGUGGCCAAGAGACUUGUUCAAGCAGGCAAGCGAGUCGUUAUACGCGAUCGACCCGCCAUCAUCGAGCUCGUA
This is a messenger RNA of Ostreococcus lucimarinus CCE9901, 1059 nucleotides long. RefSeq lists its product with no specific name. The record is from RefSeq and is a predicted model, not a curated record. The transcript has a single exon. Gene Ontology annotation, molecular function: oxidoreductase activity, acting on the CH-CH group of donors, NAD or NADP as acceptor; NAD binding; oxidoreductase activity, acting on the CH-OH group of donors, NAD or NADP as acceptor. The annotation marks the transcript as partial. Gene Ontology annotation, biological process: polysaccharide biosynthetic process. Lineage: Eukaryota; Viridiplantae; Chlorophyta; Mamiellophyceae; Mamiellales; Bathycoccaceae.